CGCGUCCAACGAGGACGAGCAUGGGCAGCCUUCGCGAAGCCUUUGUGACCGAGAACCAGCCCGAAACGGACGACGAUACCGAGGCCUUCAAGCGCGCCAUGUGGGCGGGCCAGGCCAACGUCCUCGUCGCGGUGCGGUUGCGCCCGCAGCUCAAGCACGACCGCGACCGCGGCGAGAUCGUCAAAGUGCUCGGCAACAAGGUCGUUGUCGUGCUCGACCCUGGCAACCAAAAGGACGUGGUCGGCAAGAUGCGCCACCGGUCGCGCGAGAAGCGGUAUGCGUUCGACUACGUCUUCGCGCCGUCCGACGGCCAGCGUACCGUGUACAACAACACGACCAAGUUCCUCGUGCAUGGCAUUCUGCAGGGCUACAAUGCGACCGUCUUUGCCUAUGGCUGCACGGGCGCCGGCAAGACGUAUACCAUGCUGGGCACGCCGGACGAGCCAGGCAUCAUGGGAUUGACACUCGAAGACCUCUUUGAACACAUUGCAAUGGCCCACGCCCGUGUGCCAGCGCUGGUGACGUACCGCGUCACGGUCUCGUUCCUCGAGGUUUACAACGAGAACAUUCGCGACUUGUUGCGGUCCGACCCAGAAGAAGACACGUACUUGGACUUGCGCGAAGACCCGGUGCGCGGUCCAAUCGUGGCCGACCUCUCGGAGGUCGUCGCCUCGAACGCCGACGAAGUCAUGCGGCUCCUUCGGCGUGGCAACAAAAACCGGUCCCAGGAAGCGACGGCCGCCAACGCUGUCUCGUCUCGGUCCCACGCCGUGCUGCAAGUGUCGGUCGAGCAAACCGAGGUGACGCCGGACACCGUCUCGGUGCUCAAGACGGGGAAGCUCUCGAUGAUCGACUUGGCCGGUAGCGAGCGUGCUGCCGUGACCCAAAACCGCGGCCUGCGCCUCUUAGAAGGCGCCAACAUCAACCGAUCGCUCCUCGCCCUCGGAAACUGCAUCAAUGCGCUCGGCGAGAAGGCCAACCGCGGCGCGUUCGUGCCGUACCGUGACAGCAAGCUCACGCGGCUGCUGAAAGAUUCGCUGGGCGGCAACUGCCGAACGGUCAUGAUCGCCAACAUUAGCAUGUCGGUGUUGUCGUUCGAAGAGACGGUCAACACUCUCAAGUACGCCAACCGCGCCAAGAACAUCAAGACGACCGUCACGCUGAACGUCAACCACCACAUCUCCGAGUAUGUGUCGCUCAUCGCGAACCUGCGGCAAGAGAUUACGAACCUCAAGACGCAGCUCAUGCAGCAAGGCAUUCCGUCGCCGUCGGCACACGACCUCAAGCGGAAAUCCGGCAAAGAGAACCAGGACGUGGAAGGCGUCGCGAUGACGUCGACCAUGCGCGAGGCGCGCGUCCAAAUCAUGAAGUACUUUCACGAACGCAUGCAGCUCCGGCGGCAACUGCUCGAGCUCGAAAAUAAGAACGUAGCCAAAAGCAUCGAGAUUGGCCAGCAUCAGCUGGUUGUGGCCGAGCACGAGCGCCAGCGUGAAGAGAAGGAGCACGAGGACGACGAGUCUGGAGACAUUGGCCGCGCGCGCACUGACAUCCAUCGGCUCCAAGACGACAUCAAGGACCUCUCGGAGGAGAAAGCGGAUCUCACACGCAAGCUGCGGCACACGGAGAAGGCGGCAGACGAGUUUCGGGCGGCGUUGGAGCACAGCAUAACAAGCGAUGAGAAGCGAGAGCUCCUGCUCAUGGAGUACCGCAUCGGGAAGCUCGAGCUGGAGAACAUGGAGCUCGAGCAAACACGCACGGUACAAGAGACGCUUUCGCGCGGCAAAGACCUGACGAUCGAGAAGCUCAAGCUCCAGCUGCGGCUCCGCGACAAUAUCAUUCAAAAACAACAAACGAUUCUCGACAAGCACGAUAUCGGGCAUGAAGUGAGCUACGGUAUCCUCGAUACGCUCGAAGACGCGACGUUGACCGACGGCUUCGACACGCUCCGGCUCUCGAUGGAGCGCAUUUCGUCGCCGUGCACGGUCGGUCGCCCUGGCACAGACCCCAAGCCGCCGCCGCUUUUGCCCGACAUAUACGCCAAAGUACACCCGUCAACGGACGACGCCAGGUCGUCUCGCCACCAGUCGUUUGCGUUCUCAACGCUCCAGCAGCAUCUGGACAAGAGUGUCGCGAUCAAGCCGUCAGUGAGUAGCUCGCGCUGCGAGGACACGCCGCUGAAAGCACGACGGGACGUGGCUCUGCCGAGCAUUGUUGUGCGCAGUAAGAAGACGACGGCCACAAGCGCGACGGCGCCGUACCUGCAAGUGCUCAAGCAUCGGCGAAAGAAGAAGAUGGGUGGACGGGAUUUUGGACCGCUGCGCCAUGCCACGUCAUAACACGAUAUAAAUGCGAUGACAAAAUGGCUGGA
Molecule: messenger RNA, 2368 nt
Organism: Saprolegnia parasitica CBS 223.65
Lineage: Eukaryota; Oomycota; Saprolegniomycetes; Saprolegniales; Saprolegniaceae
Exons: 9
Coding region: 21-2336 (771 amino acids)
Biological process (GO): mitotic spindle organization; microtubule-based movement
Molecular function (GO): microtubule binding; microtubule motor activity; ATP binding
Source: RefSeq, a predicted model, not a curated record